UUCUCCGUUUACUUGUCAAAAAUGGUCAAUCUACCGGCAGUUGGUUAGAGUGGAAGACUGGAGUUGCCGGCCUAGGUUCAGUAAUUGUUUCAAACUGCAGAUUAAAAGUGAAUUGGAAUGGCAGAGGCUGUCGUCACGUUUGCAGUGGAAAGGUUGGGUGAUUUGCUUAUUCAAGAAGCUAUCUUAUUGAGUGGCGUGAAUGAUGAAGUUCAGGGUAUUCAGAUUGAGCUCAGGCGAAUGCAGUGUUUCUUAAAAGAUGCAGAUUCGAGAAUGAAUGAGGAUGAGAGUGUGCGUAACUGGGUGUCGGAAAUCAGAGAUCUUGCUUAUGAUGCAGAGGAUGUAAUUGAAAGCUUUGCUGUGAAAGUAGCUUCCAAGAGGAGAGGAGGUUUCAUUAAUGUACUCAAAAGGUUUGUUUGCAUUGUGGAAGAAGGAUUAGAAUCGCACAAAAUAGGAUGUAGGAUUCAAGAUCUUACUGCCAAGAUUUCUAACCUCACCAGAAGCUUGGAAACUUAUGGCGUAAGAGAUAUGAAAAAUUCGGAAACUUCAAGCAGCGCAUACCAGAGGCAACGGCAACUAAGAUGGUCUUACUCGCAUGUAGCUGAAAAACAUAUAAUUAGGAGAGAAGAAAUCAAUAUACAGCUGGUGAAACAUUUAGUGGAAUCGAAAAAUUCGUGCCAAGUUGUUUCGAUAUGGGGUAUGGGUGGUUUGGGGAAGACCACACUCGCUAAGGAAAUAUAUCAUUAUAGUCAGGUUCGGAGUAAUUUUGAUUGCUUCGCUUGGUCAUGUAUAUCGCAGAAAUGUCAACCAAGAGAUGUGUGGGAAGGAAUUCUGAUUAAACUCAUUUCUCCAUCUUUAGAGCAGAGGGAUGAAAUUUUAAAACUACGAGAUGAAGAGGUAGCGCAAAAGCUGUAUCAGAUUCAACAAGAGAGGAAAUGUUUGGUGGUUCUUGAUGACAUUUGGAGCAUUCAAGAUUGGGAUAGGCUUAAGGCUGCCUUUCCUGUUCAAGAGAUGGACAGUAAAAUCUUGCUCACUUCUCGUAAGAGAGAAGUAGCCUUGCACGUAGAUCCGACAGGGUUCCUUUGUGAACCACAAUGUCUAAGUGGUGAAGAAAGUUGGGAUCUACUUCAAAGGAUAGCAAUACCUCUAAAAGAUCGUACAGACUUAAUAAAUAUUACUAGAAUGGAGGAGCUAGGGAAGAAAAUGGUUGAGCAUUGUGCUGGUUUGCCUUUGGCCGUCACUGUGCUAGGAGGGCUUUUGGCUACAAAAUAUACAGCUCAUGAGUGGCAAAUUGUGCAUGACAAUAUUAAAUCAUACAUGAGAAGAGGCAAAAUUCACGGGCAAGAACAGUUUGGAGUUCUGGAUGUCUUAGCUUUAAGUUAUGAUGAUUUACCAGCUCGGUUGAAGCCAUGCUUUUUGAACUUGGGCAAUUUUCCAGAAGAUUAUGAGAUACCUGUGGUCAAAUUGAUACGGAUGUGGAUGGCAGAAGGAUUCAUCCCUUUGGUGCAGCUUGAAGAUGAUGGAGAGGAAUCAAUGGAGGAGGUAGCUGAACGGCACUUACACGAGCUGGUCGAGAGGUGUAUGAUUCAAGUGGGAGAAACAGAUUCAAAUUCUAAAAUGAGAACUUGUCGCAUGCAUGAUCUUAUGAGAGAUCUAUGCUUGCAGAAAGCAAAGCAGGAGAAUUUUCUUGACAUUAUUAAUUACUCUCACAACAAUGAGAUCUCUCCGAGUUCCUUAGUUCGAAGACUUGCCGUACAUCUGAACAGAGAUAGGCGUGAAACUGAUCUUCGAAAUUCUAUCAGAAACCAUCACACACUCAGGUCUCUUUUAUACUUCUAUGACUCAGGAAACGGAUACUGGCAGAGAUUCUGGAAAUUAAGUGCAGCAACAUUUGACAGUUUGAAACUGCUUCGAGUGUUGGAUCUUGAGGGAGUUAAUAUUAAUGGAGGGAAGUUGCCAAAAGACAUUGGUAAUCUCAUCCACUUGAGAUUCUUAAGUUUACGGAAUUCAAAGGUGCUACAUCUUCCGCCAAGUAUUGGUAAUUUAAGGAGACUGCAAACACUAGAUUUAUAUACAGGUGGCAGAUAUAUGUAUGUACCCAACGAGAUCUUCAAUUUGGAACAACUGAGACAUCUAUAUCUCCCUUCUAAUCAUUCUACAGGAACGGGGUUUCAGUUGGCUAGCCUGAGACACCUGAGAACAAUUGUGAAUCUGAGAGUAAAUAACUACGAUAUGAAUAAUCUUGCAAAUAUGAUCAAUGUGAGGGAGUUGGGCAUCAGAGUAUCUUCUGACGGUUUCACUUCAAUAGAAACCUUUAAACUGCCAAAUGGCUCACUAAAAUAUCUUCAAUCUCUAUCCAUAAUUGAUGAUUAUAGUGACGGAAAAUUAGACAUUGGGUUAUUCUUGUCAUCGUUUGUUAAUAUUCAUGAGUUGAAGUUAGAUAUGGGGUUGAAAAAGAUUCCAGAUUAUCAAGAGUUCCCUCCAAACAUCUCCCAUUUAUGUUUACAGAAUUGUCUACUGGCAGAAGACCCAAUGCCAACUUUAGGGAAGCUACCUAACUUGAAGGUCCUCCAAAUAUGUGAAAAUGUGUUCAUUGGAGAGGAAAUGAUUUGUUCGAAGGAAGAUUUUCCUCUACUGCAUACACUUUUAGUUGAAGGGCAACCAAAAUUUGAGGUAUGGAGGGUAGAUGAAGGAGCUAUUCCUAAUCUAUGUCGGUUGACCAUAUCAAACUGCUGGUAUUUAAAGUCAUAUCCUGAUGGAUUGAGGUUUGCUGCAUCUCUUCGAGAACUUAAGAUCAUUUCAAUGCCGAAGACGUUCAAAGACAAGAUGAUAGAAGGAGGAGAAGACUUCUAUAAAGUCCAACAUGUGCCUUUGAUCGAAUUUCUACAUUCUACUUCAAAUAUGAAAAUGAAUUUUAAAUUGGAUUUUUCAAAUGAUUCAAGUAAGCGCAAAGUCCUCAUGGCAGUCUCGUGCGUUUCAGGUGUUAAAUCAGUUAGUUUUGAUAUGCAACUAAAAGAACUCUCUAUAAUUGGGGAUAUGGAUCCAGAAGAUGUAGUGAUGGUGGUCCGAAAACUGUGUCGCACAGAACCUAUUAAUAGAAGGAGGAUUGCAUUUUAGAACAGCUCGAGUCACAUUCUUAUCGGUAACGACAUGCUUUUGGUCAUAGACACGAAUGGUAGGUCUACUAAUACCCUUCAAGUAAGAGAAGUCAGCACGUCCAUUAUACGCUGAGUCAACCUGGAAGAGAACCUCAGCCUGAUACUUCUAAGCUUGUUUCACAGAUGAAGAAGCUCGAUUGGGAGGACAUUAACAGCUCCAAUACUCUUCACCAACAUGCUCAACUCUAAAUUCUUUACGUUCCGAUUCGCUAUAAACAAUAACUUUAGGUUACCCAAGACCCCAUAGCUUUGAGUUUGGUAACCUUCUCCGAUAUGUGAUGCAAGAAAAUCCUGGCUGCUGUUGGUUUGAUCUCUUGCUGCUUUAACAACUGUC
Molecule: messenger RNA, 3489 nt
Organism: Mercurialis annua (annual mercury)
Lineage: Eukaryota; Viridiplantae; Streptophyta; Magnoliopsida; Malpighiales; Euphorbiaceae
Product: putative disease resistance protein At1g50180
Exons: 6
Coding region: 118-3114 (998 amino acids)
Biological process (GO): defense response to other organism
Molecular function (GO): ADP binding; metal ion binding
Source: RefSeq, a predicted model, not a curated record